UAUCUAUUAUUAGAUCAAAUUAACAUAAACUUCCCCCUACAUUGGUGAAAUAAAUUUCAUCCGUAUGACCCGGAAGUCCUCUGAGCUUUUGGUGACGGUGCAUUAGGCGAAAAUGGCUCAUCUCUGUUUAGUUAGCCUGUUGGUCCUGUCCCUGGUUCUUGAGACCCAGGCCCUGACCCCAACCCAUCAUCUGACCACCACUGAUGUGGCCAGACUUCAGGCUGUAUUGAGCCAACCCUUCACUGACCUCAAGUCUGCUUAUUACUCUGUUGUUGGACUUGGCAAGUUGGGAAUCUUUGCUGCGGAUGCAGAUGAGACAUGCAGGUUUAUCAACUCAAACCUGGAUCCCUCUAGCGUGGAGUCACUCUUUUAUGCAGCAGAAGCCAGCCAGGCUUUGUCUGGAUGUGAGAUUCCUGUGUCGAAUGACACACGUGACUUGCUUUUGGCCACUGUCAGUGAGGACUCCACUGCCUCUCAGAUCCAUCAGUCUGUGAGUGCUCUCAGCGCUCUUGGGUUACCUCUGGCCUCACAGGAGGUGGUCAGUGCCCUGAAAGCUCGCAUCUCCAAAGAGGAUAAUGUCUUGGCAAUCAUUUUGGCACUGCAGACUGCGUCUCGUCUCUCGCAGCAAGCUGAACUUGGAGAUAUCCUGGAGGAGAUUGAGGAUCUCGCUGCCCGUUUAGAUGAUCUGGGUGGAGUGUAUCUUCAGUUUGAAGAAGGGCUGGAGGCCACAGCAUUGUUCGUUUCUGCUGCGUAUUCCCUGUCCGAUCAUGUGGACAUGGAGCCCCCCCUGAAAGAGGAUCAGGUAAUCCAGCUAGUGAACUCCAUCUUCAGUAAGAAGUCCUGGGACUCUCUCUCAGAGGCAUUCAGUGUGGCUAGUGCGGCUGCAUCGCUUUCCAACAAUCGCUUCCAUGUACCUGUCAUUGUCAGUGCCCAGGGCCCUUCUGCCGUAUCCCACAGCCAUCCCUUCCUCCGGCUUCAGGUGACGGAUGUCCUUUGCCAGCCCCUCAGUUCAGCAAGUGUGCUGGUGGAGUCCGCUAGUGCUGUGUCCUCAAAAUCUGCCAUCCUAAGCCAGGCACCCUUCACCCUCAGAGAUGGGGUUUUUGAGCUGAAUUUCAUGUCCAGUCAACCAGCGAGUGGCUACUAUCAGUUCUCCGUUGCCAUUGCUGGUGACAGCAGAUUUGUUGCCAACCAUGUUGAGCUCAAAGUAAAGGUCUCUACCCGAGUUGCUAUCAACAACAUGGAUUUGUCUGUCGUGGACAAGGACCAGAGUAUUGGCCCCAAAACCACCAGAGUGGAAUAUCCAACUAAAGCCAAAGCAUCUUUUAUGGCAGACAGCCAUCAAAACUUUGCCAUGACGUUCCAGUUAGUUGAUGAGACCUCAGGAGUGGAACUCACCCCUCACCAGACCUUUGUGAGGCUACACAACCAGAAGACAGGUCAGGAGGUCGUGUUUGUGGCUGAACCUGACAGUAAGAAUUUGUAUAAGUUUGAGCUGGACACAGCUGAGAGGAAGACAGAGUUUGACUCAAUCUCUGGCACCUAUGCUCUUUACCUGAUGGUGGGAGAUGCUACGCUGGAGAACCCCAUUUUGUGGAACGUGGCUGACGUUGUGCUGAAGUUCUUAGAUGAAGAGGCACCUGGAACAAUUCAGGCUAAAACUUUGUAUGUACCCAAACCAGAAAUCCAGCAUCUUUUCAGAGAGCCGGAGAAGAAGCCACCCACAGUUGUAUCCAAUGCAUUUACUGCAUUGGUCCUCUCUCCUCUUCUGCUCCUGCUCAUACUGUGGUUUAAACUUGGAGCCAAUAUCUCAAACUUCACACUGUCACCCAGCACUAUUCUCUUCCACCUAGGCCAUGCAGCUAUGUUGGGUCUAAUGUACGUGUACUGGACUCACUUGAACAUGUUCCAGACUCUGAAGUAUCUGGCUAUCAUAGGCAGCCUCACAUUCCUAGCUGGGAACCGCAUGCUAGCACAAAAAGCUGUGAAAAGACUUGACAGGAAAUGAUGCUGGCAAAAUCGAGAAGACCAUGGAUGUUUCAUAGUCAUGUUUUUUCUUUAAGAAAUUUGGGAACAGACGUAUUGGUGGUGGUUUAAAAAAAAAAACAAGGGUGCAGGCCGGGAUGUUCUGGAAUUUUAAAAAAUACAAAUUGAAUGUGACAAAUAAGAAACAUUUGUUUCUUGUACAUUGAAUUGUAUUUGGUAAUGAAUAUGAAAGUUUGUGAUCUCCUGUUUUUGGAAGGAUGUUAAUUUGAUUUUUGUAAUGAAUAGUGAAGUAUGUUCCUGAUUGAGGGUUGUGUUUUUUUUUUUUUCUCUCCUCGUACCAUCAGAGCAAGAGGUUUUGUUUGUCAUCAACUGAACAGAAAUGUGGAAUCAUUCUUCCAGUCACAGUCCCGUUUUUUUUUUUUUUUUUUUUAAUAAAACAAUUGAAACAA
This is a messenger RNA of Carassius gibelio (silver crucian carp), 2432 nucleotides long. Its product is annotated as dolichyl-diphosphooligosaccharide--protein glycosyltransferase subunit 2-like. The record is from RefSeq and is a predicted model, not a curated record. The transcript has 17 exons. NCBI's taxonomy places the organism in Eukaryota, Metazoa, Chordata, Actinopteri, Cypriniformes, Cyprinidae. Gene Ontology annotation, cellular component: oligosaccharyltransferase complex; membrane. Gene Ontology annotation, biological process: protein N-linked glycosylation. The coding region runs from base 113 to 2005 and encodes 630 amino acids.